UGGCUGCUUGUACUAGUCCAGCCUAGUGCUGGUUUGAAAGAGCUUGUCCAUUGAAGCACCACGGCGCAGUUCAACAUGAAUACCCUACCUGGACACAGUGUACUAACUCUGAGGUGACUAGACUUUGUUUUAUCACCUUAAUGACCAGCGCCAGGUAGUAUAUGUGCUGAUAUGUGUGUAUGUUGGCAUCAGUUGUAAGUUAAAACCUAUACCACGUGGGAUUAUAUGUUUACUUUAAUUAUUGCAUGUCCCAUAAAGCCCACGUUGUAUGUGUGUCUACAGUCAAAUGAUACUACAUUAUGACACAUCCAUUUUAAUUUCCGUGUUUUCUGCGUGUAAUAAUUCGUAUUCAUUAUGACACAUUCAUUUUAAUUUCCGUGUUUUCUGUGUGAAAUUAUUCGUAUUUAUUAUAGGUCUAUACGCAUACAUUGGGAUUCCGUUGAAUUUAAUUUCGAAACUAAUGUCAUUGCUUGUCAACGGGUCCAAAUGCGGUUGUAUAUCAAGGGUAAUUUUUGCCUGACGAGUACAGUACACUGUCAAUCAGUCAAGCAGGGCUGUGCUUCUAAAACACUGUUACCUGGAGAGAAACUGUGCUAUGUCAUAUACUGACACUGAACUAUAAGUGCACAGUAACCUCACCAAAAUGCUUGACUAUACACGAAUUCAUUUUUUGCAAGAGCGAACAUUUACAAAAUAAAACUGUUGAACAUUAUGUUACAUUACAAAAACAAUGUUACAUGCGAGUUAUGUCCCUAAACAUAUUUUUAAUAACCAACGAUUGACUUUGAAUCUACGUUUAAAACCUAUGGCCCAUAAAAGGUAAUUUCCUCUUAUUGACCAAGCAAGUUGUUUGAAACUCCAUGUCGCCUGUUAAGAAGAAAUAAUUUCCUCCACACACCCAUAUAGCUAGUGUGUUUCAAUGAAGGAAGUUAUAACUUCCUCACUUCCAAGCUUCACGGUCACAAGACACAUUCAGACGUUGUACACUGAGAUCCUGGGGAGGUGGAGCUCGGCCACUAACAGUGAUAUGGCACCGAUGGCAGUUCUGUGCGUAGCGUGCAUGAUGGUGUACACUCGUGCUGCCAAAUGCAAAGGACACCAACACUGUUCAGACUGUGGCAGCACUACAGGACAUUGCAUCUCUGAGUGUGAACCUGGGUAUUUUGAUCAGAAGUGUAGUUCUAUUUGCAACGAAAAUUGUCGAAACAAGAAAUGUAAACUGUCAAUUAAUGGCAAUGCUAAUUGCACUGAAGGUUGUGUCCUGGGAUACCAAGGCCCGGGGUGUAGCAGGCCAUGUUACAACCCAGGAGGUGUUUGUACAGAAUGUCCAGGUGGUUGUGAUAGAGGAUAUUGUCAGCUGGGCUCCUGUGUGUUUGGAUGUGUAGACUCUUACUUUGGGUCUGGCUGCAAGACAUGUCACAGAGGAUGUAAGACAUGCAACAGCAUAACAGGAACAUGCACGGAGUGUCAUCCUUCAUUUCCCGGUCCAAACUGUGAACAGGAGACGAACACUACCAGAGGUUGUGAAGGUGGUUGUGUACCUGGACAUAUAGACAGAGACUGCAAACAUUGUUCUGACAAAUGUCUCAAUAAGACCUGUCCCCCUAAGAACGAACCCUUUGAUAAACGAUGUAAUCCAGGAUUCUAUUGUGAACACUGCAACAAGACGUGUGGUGUGUGUAUUGAUGGAGACUGUGAUCAGAUGUCAGGGAUGUGCUUCAGAGGGUGUAACAGGACCAAACUUGGAUGUGAACCUUCCUGUAGAGCCAACUGUACUUUAGCUGAAUGUGACAUUGACACAUGUCCACAAGAUGGGAAUGACGAUCAGAAGACAGGCAGUGUGCUGACUUGGUUGUUGGCAUCACUGCUUCUCCUUGUAUCAGGCAUCUUGCUGACACUCUGUCUCUGUUACUGCAAGCGUUUCCCCAAACAAAGGUGGGUGUGUUGCCAUCACUUCUACUCCCUGUGUCGGGCAUCUUGCUGACACUCUGCCUCUGUUACUGCAAGCGUUUCCCCAAACAAAGGUGGGUGUGUUGCCAUCACUGCUUCUCCUUGUGUCGGGCAUCUUGCUGACACUCUGUCUCUGUUACUGCAAGCGUUUCCCCAAACAAAGGUGGGUGUGUUGCCAUCACUUCUACUCCCUGUGUCGGGCAUCUUGCUGACACUCUGCCUCUGUUACUGCAAGCGUUUCCCCAAACAAAGGUGGGUGUGUUGCCAUCACUGCUACUCCCUGUGUCGGGCAUCUUGCUGACACUCUGUCUCUGUUACUGCAAGCGUUUCCCAAAACAAAGGUGAGUUUGUCGCAGUGUUAUGGUAACAGUCACUACACGACCCCUGUAGUUUGUAGUAUGUUUAUUGUACCUGGGGCUAAACAAUUGACCCAUACUUCAAACCAUACUUACUAUUCACACCACUAUGACUUAUUUUGGAGUUUUGUCAUGAUAUGCUAGUAAUUCAUACACGUCAAAACUUCAUUUUUCCACUUAUCAAAUCAACAUAAUUUAGUUAAAAUGUUCAAUGGAGGAAAUUGUUAUCACACCUAAGAGAAGACAGUUAACUCCCCGACGGGGUUAUUAUUGCGCAAUAUUCACUUUUGGUUAAUGUUUGUUUGUUUGUUGUUUAAUGCCGACGUCAGAAGUAUUCCAGCUAUAUGACGGCGGUCUGUAAAUAACCGAGUCUGGACCAGAAAAUCCGGUGAUUGACAUCAUGAGCAUCGAUCAAUGCAAUUGGGAUACGAUGACAUGCAUCAACCAAGUCAGCGAGACUGACCACCUCAUCCCGUUAGUCGCCUCUUACGACAAGCAUAGUCAAGCAUGGGUAGCUGGAAGAUCUUUUGAAUUGAUAAUGACUAUGUACAUUUAAAUAAGCAUCAUGUACGUUAGUAUCAGUAGUUGCUGAUAUGAUUACGAUAAGAGCUUUGGAACCAUUAUGCAUCAUAGUAUACCACAAGGUGGGGGAUCACAAGGUGGGGGAAAGGUCGAUCCUUUUCUGAGAGAAGCAGGAUCGGUUGGUAGCUUCGAUGAUUCCCAAAACUUUAAUCACUGAUGUUCUUGAAUGUGUAAAGCAACACUGGAAUAUCUGUCUGACGUAUAUGAUUGUAGGUUUAGAGUACCUUUCGACGCUUUUUAACAGAUCAGAAAUGUAAGAUCAUGCUUCUGGUGAGGAUUGGUUGGUUGGUUGGUUUGUUGUUUAAUAUUCCAGCUAUAAAACGGCGGCCUGUAAAACAUCUAGUCUGGAGCAGACAAUCCAGUGAUUAAUAUCAU
Molecule: messenger RNA, 3263 nt
Organism: Haliotis rufescens (red abalone)
Lineage: Eukaryota; Metazoa; Mollusca; Gastropoda; Lepetellida; Haliotidae
Product: multiple epidermal growth factor-like domains protein 11
Exons: 4
Coding region: 920-1984 (354 amino acids)
Source: RefSeq, a predicted model, not a curated record